Messenger RNA from Closterium sp. NIES-65, 267 nucleotides. NCBI's taxonomy places the organism in Eukaryota, Viridiplantae, Streptophyta, Zygnematophyceae, Desmidiales, Closteriaceae. The record is from the annotation of a GenBank genome assembly.
AUGCAGAAGCCACGGACAGGGACUAUCGGAGCCCGUCCGCCUCGCCAUUUGCGGCGCCAAUCGCGGCGACUGCGACUGCUGCGCGUCAUCGUCUUGAUGGCGGGCAAGCUCUGCCGUGCCGUUCCCUGGACUCUCGCCCGCCAUUCUUGCCGCUCCCUCGACAAUGCAGAAGCUCGGGCGAAAGCUACAUGGCGGCGUGUUGGUCGCGAGUUGAGGCACCAUGGUCCGCGUCGUUCCUCAGUGGCUCUUAACUGCCGCACAGCUUGA